AUGGGACCGGCCGGCUGGGGCUCAGGGCUCUGGGCUGGAGGAGGAGGGAGAGCCCCGGGAGCGGGCUCUGUGGGGAAGAGGUCUCAGCUCCAUUGUGUGGGCCACCAAGGUAGGAUUUUGCCUUUGGGAAAAUCCAGAUCUUCCCUGGAGCCAGUUCCGCCCCCAGCUUCUUCAGGAAAGGAUUUGGACCCAGUGUCUGGAUGUAGACGCUUCGGCACGAAAUGCACAGCCUGCCAGCAGGGCAUCCCCCCGACCCAGGUGGUCCGCAAGGCCCAGGACUUCGUCUACCACCUGCACUGCUUUGCCUGCAUCAUCUGCAACCGGCAGUUGGCCACAGGGGACGAGUUCUACCUCAUGGAGGACGGGCGGCUAGUGUGCAAGGAAGACUACGAGACAGCCAAGCAAAAUGAUGACUCUGAGGCAGGAGCAAAGCGGCCACGGACCACCAUCACAGCGAAGCAGCUGGAGACGUUAAAGAACGCCUACAAGAACUCUCCCAAGCCUGCCCGUCAUGUGAGGGAGCAGCUGUCCUCUGAGACAGGCCUGGACAUGAGGGUUGUACAGGUUUGGUUUCAGAACAGAAGGGCCAAGGAGAAACGCCUGAAGAAGGACGCAGGGCGGCAUCGCUGGGGGCAGUUCUACAAGAGCGUCAAGAGGAGCCGCGGAGGCAGCAAGCAGGAGAAAGAGAGCUCUGCAGAGGACUGUGGGGUUAGUGACAGUGAGCUGAGCUUCCGAGAGGAUCAAAUUCUCUCUGAACUUGGCCACACCACUAGGAUUUAUGGCAACGUGGGGGACAUUACAGGCGGACAGUUAAUGAAUGGGAGCUUCUCCAUGGAUGGGACAGGACAAUCCUAUCAGGACUUGAGGGAUGGGAGCCCCUAUGGGAUCCCCCAGUCUCCAUCCUCUAUAUCGUCCCUGCCAUCCCACGCUCCUUUGCUGAAUGGGCUGGAUUACCCGGUGGACAGUAAUUUGGGCAUCAUUGCGCAUGCGGGGCAGGGAGUAAACCAGACGCUGAGAGCCAUGGCCGGGGGACCCACCUCUGACAUCUCCACAGGAAGCAGUGUAGGCUAUCCCGACUUUCCAACUAGCCCAGCCUCUUGGCUCGAUGAAAUGGAUCAUCCUCCUUUUUAAACUUCUCUCCUCCCAUCCUACCUGUCCUGGCUUGAAAGAAUAUCUUCAAGGAUCAAAAGAGACUCGGCUCUUAAGGAUCAAAGGUGCACCAAUGUGAAUUUCCAUUAUUUUCAAUGGAAGUCCUCUGAUGAUUUCUAGAAGCUGUGAAACCACAUUAGGGCAUUGCUUUCUUGGGAGGCGGAGGGAGAGCAGCCUCAUCUCACACAUAGCACAGGGAUGGACAGCCUAGAGCUCUAGGGAUGCUGACUUCUUAGCUCUUUCCCCUCCCACCCUGCUUAGAGGCUUCCGCUGCUUGUGCUUUCGUGACACGAGGCGACUGUGACCGGCCACCGUGGCCCUGGGAUCCCUGCUCCAGCUGCUGUGUCUCACACAAUGCCUCCCAAACCACUGCUCUCACCGGAGCCGAGAUUCCUGAGGUAGAGGCAUCACAGCCCUUGAGUAUAAUAAAAGGAU
This is a messenger RNA of Chinchilla lanigera (long-tailed chinchilla), 1584 nucleotides long. RefSeq names its product LIM homeobox 4 (gene Lhx4). The coding region runs from base 1 to 1131 and encodes 376 amino acids. Gene Ontology annotation, biological process: neuron differentiation; regulation of transcription by RNA polymerase II. The record is from RefSeq and is a predicted model, not a curated record. Lineage: Eukaryota; Metazoa; Chordata; Mammalia; Rodentia; Chinchillidae. Gene Ontology annotation, molecular function: DNA-binding transcription factor activity, RNA polymerase II-specific; RNA polymerase II transcription regulatory region sequence-specific DNA binding. Gene Ontology annotation, cellular component: nucleus. The transcript has 6 exons.